Messenger RNA from Aspergillus luchuensis, 756 nucleotides. RefSeq lists its product as uncharacterized. The transcript is spliced from 2 exons. The record is from RefSeq and is a predicted model, not a curated record. NCBI's taxonomy places the organism in Eukaryota, Fungi, Ascomycota, Eurotiomycetes, Eurotiales, Aspergillaceae. Bases 1 to 756 code for a protein of 251 amino acids. Gene Ontology annotation, cellular component: cytoplasm.
AUGGCGUCCGCCGUUCUCCCAGUCUGUGCGACCCCAUACCGGGCCUCUUACUCCCAUCGGUAUCCUUCCAACCUGAUGGACACGGGCGUUGAAAUGGAUUCGUAUGGAUCCUACCAACGCUUCCAAUCUCCCUCUCCCAGUCGGCGGUCCUUGAACCGUCAGCGCUCUACGUCAUUUCCCUCCGUCUACUAUUCGGGCUCUCCGGAGCACCAUCCUGUCGAGCCUCGACGGAAGAAGGAGAGUAGUUCUCGGCGCCGUCGUCAUGGCAGCCCGUCGAACCCUCAGCCGGCCAGAUACUCGAGGAACUCGAUGCUGGUCAAUCCAGACGUUAUUGAUCGUCUGGACAGUGCGAGUCUCUGCCAGUACCAUCACGAGGGGCCGUACGAUGCUGUCUAUGCGGAGAGGAACUACCACACCAAGCAGAGCCCCGUCGAGGCAGUCAAAGAUUCAACUGCCGAGACCUUGAAGGCGACUCCGAAAGAUAAAAUUAGGGACUGCAUCGAUAGUCACCGUCCUCUGGAUGGAGUGGCUUAUUACCCUCCAGGUCACACAGACAUGGAGGGCCGCACCUACGAAUACGAGGAGGGGCCGAACAUGAUGAACGACUAUGGAAACUUUAUGCGUUGUCCGGGUCAAAAAUUCACCGAUGAGGAUUUCAAAAAGGACCCCUUUUACAAUGCACCCCACCCCAAGCCAUUCGCGUCGCUCCGGAAAGCGCUCAGUAUCCGUCGUCGCAAGCGCAGCGGAACUUCUUAA